AUGGGCGCAGGCAAAAGUGUUGAUCUUCAAGUAAGUUUUAAUCGAUCAAAUCGUUUUUAUUUUACUGGUGAACAAGUAUCAGGCAAUAUUUCAAUUAAUAAUACAUAUGAAAAAUUAAAAUGCAAUGAGAUUUUUAUUGAACUUAUUGGUGAACUUGGUGAAACACAAGACAAAGAUAAGACAAAGACACAUUCAAAUGGUGAAUCAACUGAACUAAAUCACAGACCUGAUCAUAGCAUUAAAUUCUUAAUUAUACGUUUACCUUUAGCUGAAUCUGAUCACGUAAAAAGUCAAAUGGUUCUUUCUCGCGGACAUUAUACAUGGCCAUUUGAAUUUACUCUUCCAGAAUUUUUACCUCCAUCAACAGAACCUAAUCUAACAGUAUAUCCUUAUAUAAGAUAUUUUAUACGAGUUGUUGUUGAUAAACCAUGGUAUAAAUUAAGUCAAACUGAAGCAUUUGGUUUUACAGUUUGUCCUCAUGUAGAUCUUUCUCAUAUGAAUAGUGCACAACAAACACUUCAUUUUAAUAAACAAAAUCGAAGACAAUUACAACUUGAAGGUUAUCUUUUAAGUAGUGGAAUUAUUCCUGGUCAGUCAUUUUCACUUGAAAUUAAAUUUCAAAAUCCUGAACGUAUUAAAAUUAAACGAAUUGAAAUUGCAUUUAUUCAACAUCGAAGCACUGUUAUGAAUAAUCAUAAAGAAGUUAUUUUUGUUGCUGAUUUACCUGGUUUUCAUGAAUUUGAUGGUGCUAGUUUACAAGAAACUUUUGAAUUCCCUUUACCUCGUGGUUAUAUAGCCCCUACAUAUUUUUUUGAAACAUUUUGGCAUCAUCAACCAUAUCCUUUUGUUAUCAAAUAUGAAUUAAUAUUAACAAUAAAAUAUCAUGGUUUUUUUACUAAUUUUGAAGUAAGUGUUCCAGUUAUUGUUGGUACAGAAUCAAAUUAUGAAAAUCAAAUACAAGAAGAAUAUGAUGAUCAAAAUACAAAUCAGACGGUCGAUGAAUUAGAACCACCACCACCAAGUUAUGAAUCAGUCGUUAAUACUGAAUAG
This is a messenger RNA of Adineta steineri, 1050 nucleotides long. NCBI's taxonomy places the organism in Eukaryota, Metazoa, Rotifera, Eurotatoria, Adinetida, Adinetidae. The record is from the annotation of a GenBank genome assembly.